Messenger RNA from Anopheles marshallii, 1983 nucleotides. Its product is annotated as translation initiation factor eIF-2B subunit epsilon-like. The coding region runs from base 1 to 1983 and encodes 660 amino acids. The transcript has a single exon. NCBI's taxonomy places the organism in Eukaryota, Metazoa, Arthropoda, Insecta, Diptera, Culicidae. The record is from RefSeq and is a predicted model, not a curated record. Gene Ontology annotation, biological process: biosynthetic process. Gene Ontology annotation, cellular component: eukaryotic translation initiation factor 2B complex. Gene Ontology annotation, molecular function: translation initiation factor binding; translation initiation factor activity; guanyl-nucleotide exchange factor activity.
AUGAGCAAAGUAAAGACAAUUGGAAAUAAGGAUAUUGUGCAAGCGAUCGUUAUAGCCGAUUCGUACAAUGCUGAUUUCGAACCAUUCACGAGCACAACCCCAUUGGCAUUGCUUCCAAUUGCUAACGUGCCACUGGUCGAGUAUACGCUCGAAACGCUCAACCGAAAUGGAGUGGAAGAGGUGAUUGUGUUCUGCAGCAACCAUAUCAAUCAGGUGAAGCACUACAUACACCAGAGGCAGGCGGCCGGGUGCACCUGGUCCAUCAAUAUGAAAGUGUCGAUUAUCGGUUCGAAAUCGUGUCGCAGUACCGGUGAAGCGAUACGCGACCUGGACAUCCGGAACACAAUCCGCGGCCAUGUGCUGCUGCUCGGGGUGAAUAGUUUGACGAACGCAGAUCUGGCCACACUGAUGGAAGAACACAAGCAACUGUCGAAGCAGGACCGGGGUGCGGUGAUGACGGUGGUGUAUAAGGAGGGCCUGCAAAGGAUGCGUACCGGCAACGAGGUUAUGAUAGCGGUGGAACCGAAGACCCGUCGACUACUGCACCACCAGCGUUUGGCACGGCAAGAUCGGGAGCGUACGUUCGAAGUGCCGUUGGAACUGUUUCUCACAAACCGAGACAUGGUCGUGCGCCAUGGACUGCUCGAUCCACAGAUUGCCGUCUGUAGCCAUGCUGCGUUGGCAUUGUUUGCGGACAACUUUGACUUUCUGACGCGGGACGAUUUCGUGCGGGGUGUGCUGAUAAAUGAAGAAAUUCUUAACAGCCGAAUCUACGUGGCCAAAUUGGCGGCGAAAGAGUAUGCGAUGCAAGUAAACAACUGGCAGAGCUUCCAUUUGGUUAACUUGGAUGUGAUUAAUCGGUGGCUCUACCCGUUAGUGCCGGAUACAGCGGUUAGUGAGCUCCGGCAGCAGUAUAUGCACUUACGGAACAAUGUCUACCGCCAUCGGAACGUGCACCUCAGCAGGUCCUGUGACUUGGACGGUGAUCUGGUGGUGGGAGAAGAGAGUGAAAUCGGUGAAGGUACGUACCUGCGGCAAUCGGUUGUGGGGCGAAGUUGCCGGAUCGGACGGAACUGUCGAAUCGUGAACAGUUUUCUGAUGGAGGGAGUAAUCAUCGGUGAUGGAACCGUUCUUAGUCACUGUAUACUGCAGCGGGGCGUAACUGUGGGUGUGGGAUGUACCAUCAAUCCGGGUUCGUUGCUUGGGGAGGGCGUUGAGAUACCGAACCGGUUGGUUGUAGCGGGACUGCUGCUGCAAGCGAGCAAACCACCAGAUUGUGAGUGGGCCACGCCGGUAGAGAAGAUAGGCGACCGAGCAUACACCAUACCGGUGGUGGAGGAAGACGAACCGACUCAUACCGACAAGGAGGACGAAAGCUCACGCCAGUUGACACCAAAUCAACCAACCAGGAUUUUACCACUCCUGGAGCUUUAUAUAACCUCCGUGUACGAUCCUUCCGAUGAUGUGUUAGAGAGCGGACCUGCAUCGCCCAUCCCAGAGGAUGCCAACAUUUUCAUGUCUGAGGUGGUCGAAUCACUUAAACGAGGCCUAGCAGACCGUACCAAUCCCAACUAUCUGAUACUGGAAAUCAACUCCUCCCGGUACGCCUACAAUAUGGCACUAUGUGAGGUGAACUUCUACGUUGUAAAAGCGAUACUACAGAUCAUGCUUGAGCAGGACAGUGUCGGGACAAAUACCGUCAGCACGUUACACCGUCUGCUCGCCUAUUUCGGUGUCGUCUUUCGGAACUACAUCCGCGACCGGGAAGCGAUGAUGGACUGCCUGAAAGCGUUCGAAGAGAUGUGUUCCGUGAGUGAAACGUUGCGAGCGAAAAUUCUUCAACUGGUGCACUAUCUGUACGAACAGGAUCUGAUCGACGAGGAGGUCAUUAUCGAGUGGUACGACGGGAUGAAUGAUGAAACGAUCAGAUCGACUUUGUUGAAGUUGGUAGAAUGGUUGAAGGAGUCUAGCGAGGAAGAUUAG